AUGCCAGAACCAAUUACUUUGAGAGUUAACGCUGCUCUUUUCGAUGUCGAUGGUACCAUCAUCAUUUCCCAGCCAGCUCUAGCUGCAUUCUGGAGAGAUUUUGGUAAGGAUAAGCCAUACUUCGAUGCUGAGCAUGUGAUCCAUGUUUCCCAUGGUUGGAGAACUUACGAUGCUAUUGCUAAGUUUGCUCCAGACUUCGCCGAUGAGGAAACCGUCACAAAGCUGGAAGGUGAAAUCCCUGAUAAGUACGGUAAGGAAGCCAUCGAGGUCGCUGGUGCCGUGAAGCUAUGUAACAGCUUUAACGAGUUGCCAAAGGAAAAGUGGGCCGUGGCUACUUCCGGUACAAGAGAGAUGGCUUCCAAGUGGUUCGCUGUUCUAGGCAUCAAGAAGCCAACAUACUUCAUCACUGCUAACGAUGUGAAGAAGGGUAAGCCUAACCCUGAACCAUACCUAAAGGGUAGAGAAGGUCUAGGCUACCCAAUCAACACACAUUACCCUGAGAAGUCUAAGGUUGUCGUCUUUGAAGAUGCUCCAGCUGGUAUUGCCGCCGGUAAAGCUGCUGGUUGUAAGAUCAUCGGUAUCGCUACCACUUUCUCUGCCUCUUCGCUGAGAGAGAAGGGCUGUGAUAUAGUCAUUAAGGAUCACAGAUCCGUCAGGGUUGCUGGUUACGACAAAGAGACCGACGAAGUCAUCCUCGUAUUCGACGACUAUCUAUACGUUAGAGAUGAUAUCCAAAAGUGGUAG
Messenger RNA from Nakaseomyces glabratus, 744 nucleotides. Its product is annotated as HAD family hydrolase. Gene Ontology annotation, biological process: glycerol biosynthetic process; response to osmotic stress. Gene Ontology annotation, molecular function: beta-phosphoglucomutase activity; sn-glycerol 1-phosphatase activity. The record is from RefSeq and is a predicted model, not a curated record. Lineage: Eukaryota; Fungi; Ascomycota; Saccharomycetes; Saccharomycetales; Saccharomycetaceae.